AUGUAUGGUGAUUUAGCUAAUAAGUUGAUUAUAGAAGCUAAGAGAACAGAACAAUUGACUCAAAAAUACCUUGAUGCUGCAUUAAAUUCUGAUAAUGGUGGGAUAAGGAAUGAUUUCAAUGGAAAUGAGACAAUAAUACCAAUGUAUAACGACGAGUUAAUAUAUAAUAUUUUAAAAGAAGUGAAUCAAUUGAAACAGAAUACGGAAUAUUUACAACACAUUAAACAGGAAGAAGAGGAGACAAAGGAUCAACUCAAGGAUGUCCUGUCUGGUCAUUCAAAUGACAAAAUAAGAAAAUGUCAGUAUUUUGUGAAUCUGUUAUGUCUGGAGAGAAAUAAAAGAUGUCUGAUGGCAUAUCAAAGGAUGAGGAGUGACAUCAUUGAUAAAAUGGUUUGGAAUGGUCUUAUAGGAAGCAAUAAUAUGUAUAAUAACGGUUCUAAAAGGUCUGGUUAUAAUGAAUUAUCACAUUAUGAACAAGAAUACAUGAGUCAAUAUAAAAACCUUAUAGAUGAAAUGAAUAGUGAAAGUGAGUUAUGGUCUUCAAUAGAGAUAAUGGGGAAUAUGAACCCACCUAGCGAUAUAUUUAUUGAUAUCAGAGUGCUAAAAGAUAUUGGUGAGAUUCAAACAGAGUAUGGAACAUUUAAUUUUGUCAAAGAUUCACAAUUCUAUGUUAGACAAAGUGAUGUAGAAAGAUUAAUUCAACAGGGAUAUGUUCAAAAGAUAUGA
This is a messenger RNA of Arxiozyma heterogenica, 726 nucleotides long. It is a transcript of the gene PSF1, whose product is annotated as DNA replication protein PSF1. The record is from RefSeq and is a predicted model, not a curated record. Bases 1 to 726 code for a protein of 241 amino acids. Gene Ontology annotation, biological process: DNA replication; DNA strand elongation involved in mitotic DNA replication. Gene Ontology annotation, cellular component: GINS complex. The transcript has a single exon. NCBI's taxonomy places the organism in Eukaryota, Fungi, Ascomycota, Saccharomycetes, Saccharomycetales, Saccharomycetaceae.